Molecule: messenger RNA, 471 nt
Organism: Salvia miltiorrhiza (redroot sage)
Lineage: Eukaryota; Viridiplantae; Streptophyta; Magnoliopsida; Lamiales; Lamiaceae
Exons: 1
Coding region: 1-471 (156 amino acids)
Source: RefSeq, a predicted model, not a curated record
AUGGAGAUCCCGCUCCCCAAGCAAGAAGAAGGAACUAUAACAGAGAACGCGAGAUUGGCGAGCAACGUUCGAUUUGUGGAAAGGCCGACGUAUACUCCUCAGAUUUUUCGACGUAGAUUUCGCAUGCAAAAAAAAUUGUUUCUUCGUAUAGUGGAGGCCAUUACUGCCAAUGACGAAUAUUUUCAACAAAGACCUGAUGCCAUAGGUAGACAAGGUUUAUCACCGUUGGUGAAAUGUACUGGAGCAAUACGGGUGUUGGCGUAUGGUUCGUCAACUGAUGUUGUUGAUAAAUUCUUGCGAAUGAGUGAAACUGUAACAGGGACAUCUCUAAUAAAAUUCGUAGAAGGUGUCAUUUCCUGCUUCGGUGAUGAGUAUCUCAGAAGGCCUAAUUUGGCAAGGUUGCUCUAUGUUGUGGAAGAACGUGGAUUUCCGGGCAUUAUUGGUAGUAUUGAUUGCAUGCAUUGGGAAUGA